Messenger RNA from Setaria italica (foxtail millet), 969 nucleotides. Its product is annotated as protein yippee-like At4g27745. The record is from RefSeq and is a predicted model, not a curated record. Bases 415 to 735 code for a protein of 106 amino acids. The transcript is spliced from 3 exons. Lineage: Eukaryota; Viridiplantae; Streptophyta; Magnoliopsida; Poales; Poaceae.
GUUUCCCUUAAACAAAAAACUCUCGACAGUCAUCAUCAUCACUUCCAUCCCCCCCGUUCACUGGCAAGAAUAUCCUCGUCCUAAUUGCGCCAGCCUCGUGCCAAUUCUUCCAUUGGAUUCUUGGCAGACUUGUCAAAAUCACCUCUGCUCCGUCCAUCUGGUUAAAUCCCGCCGUUUCUGUUGGGGAUUUCCCAGUCGUCGGCGCCGCCUGUUUUCGUGCUGGGUUUGCUUUUGUUCGCCGUCUCUUUCUCCCCACUUCUUCGUGGCCCCUCUCACCGUCGUUUGCGUGCUGUUCUUCCUUCCUGCCUGCCUGUGCCUGCCCAGCUAGAUUGAUUGAUCUGUAUCUCUCCCCUACUUCCCGCUCAUCGAUUCAAUCGCAGAUUGGUUGCAGGGGAGGGGAAGGGAGGAGCGCCGAUGGCGGAGCUGGUGGGGCCGCGGGUGUACAGCUGCUGCCAUUGCCGGAACCACGUCUGCCUCCACGACGACAUCAUUUCCAAGGCCUUUCAGGGAAGGAAUGGCCGUGCAUUUCUGUUUUCUCAUGCUAUGAACAUAUCUGUGGGGACUAAGGAGGAUAGGCAACUCAUGACUGGCCUUCACACGGUUGCUGAUAUCUACUGCCGUGAUUGCCGCGGAGUAUUGGGAUGGAAAUACGAGAGAGCUUAUGAGGAGUCGCAGAGAUACAAGGAAGGGAAGUUCAUAUUUGAAAAAGCAAAGAUUGUUAAAGAAAAUUGGUAGUGAUUAAGGAUUUGGCUGUCAAAACUUAAUUGUGAAAGAUGUGAUUGAUGUCCUUGUACAUAGCUGUCGGCUGCGACCUGUAGGUUCCAAUAUUUUGGCUGUGUGAUUGUGUUCAUGCUAUUUGUAAUCUGGGCUCCGUUACAGUUCAUUUCUGUGAAGAAGACAGAUGUGUGCUUAUCUGUUUGGUAACUGUUGUCAUCAUUCAUAAAUGAAUGAGUUGCUCUUUGUUAUUCU